Messenger RNA from Stylophora pistillata, 1991 nucleotides. RefSeq lists its product as uncharacterized. Gene Ontology annotation, molecular function: carbohydrate binding; lyase activity. Lineage: Eukaryota; Metazoa; Cnidaria; Anthozoa; Scleractinia; Pocilloporidae. Gene Ontology annotation, biological process: carbohydrate metabolic process; glycosaminoglycan catabolic process. Gene Ontology annotation, cellular component: extracellular region. The record is from RefSeq and is a predicted model, not a curated record.
CCACCUAUCACUAGAUUCAGGUCACGAUAUGAUUCAAGCAACUUCUGGCAGCAAAGCUAUCGCUGGAGUCAGAAGGAUCCAACUCCUCUUCCGGAAACGGUCGUCGACUCAAAAUCAUUGAGUCUCACACACAUUGAGAGUCGCUUGAAAAACUGGUAUUUCGAUCAAAGGGAAACUACCUAUGACCUCUCUGGAGAAGCUAAGAAGCGUUGGAAUAAACUAGCGAGUAGCAUCGACGAUGCAUAUUUGGAAUACUAUAGACUUGAAUUCAGGAGCCUCGACUCAGGAAAGACAGUGAUAAGUGCGCCUCCUUUGUUUUGUCGUGGUUGUGACAAUGGAACACGAAAGUAUUCCUCGACAGAUCCCACAAGAAAAUUCAGCUUCGUCCAAAUGCGUAUCAUGCUGCCUUUAGCGAUAGAAUAUUUUCUAAAAUCCCGCCCCGAAGAAAUUUCCCGGACCGUAAGCGAAGAAACCUCUGAGCUGAGCUCUACUACAGCAGUCAAUGUCAACCGCGCGAUCGUAAGGAUUUGUGGAAACAAUGGAGACAGGCAGGAUGAGUUUCGUAAGUAUCUCGAAAGUCUGAGUAAACCUUACACGGAGGACCAAGUACGUAAAAUAUUGAACAAGGAAAACGAAAACCGCCUCGAGAGAAUAAUUAAACUGCUUGAUUACAUUGAAGACCAAGGAUGGGCUGAUGGGAGUGCAAUAGGCUCCCUUGAUCAUGAAAUGAACCGCGGUGGUGCUGGCUACAUGCACACACUUUUCUUGCUAAAGGAUGCGUUACACGGGGACCCUAAAUACAGACCAAGACUUUUGAACUUAAUAAAUACUGCUAAGUGGUAUAAUGAUUUUGGCGAAGUUUAUCAGUCGACGUUCGAGUAUAGUGGAACAACGGCUGACAGAAUGAUCACAAUAAUGUUGUUUCGGCUCAUGAUUGUGUUGAUAAUGCCUGCUGAGUCAGAUAUGGAAAUCAAGGAAAGGCAGAGGGAUAUGGAUGCUUUAAAAAGAUGGAUGGAUAAUGCCCUGAGUAUCAACAAGGCCUUUGGAGGAGUUAUCAAACCUGAUUAUACCGGCUUUCAUCACAAGACAUUCUACGCAUCUGCAUAUGCUCCACACGCAUAUCAUACAGCUGCGCAAGUGCAAUACCUCCUAGAAGGAACGGACUUUGCACUGUCAGAUGAGUCGAAACAAAAUUUACGCAAAGCCCUUGAGACAUUGAGGCUGGUAGCAGUAAAGUAUUCAACACCAAACAGUGUCGGGGGACGUAUUGUUGACUAUUCCAAAAAGGUUUUGAUAAAAAUUCUUCCAGCAUACGCCUACAUCAGUGUUUCACAUCCGUCUGGUCCUCUGGCAUCGACCCCUGCUUAAGAAGUCUCAGUUCCUGUUGUCGAGAACGCUGGGAUGUUUUUACGUUUGUACCAGCCUACGGACGAAUUUGUUAAAAAGUACUUGGAAGAUGGAACGGUUAACAGGGGAAAAUCGUAUAUGAACAGUCUUGGAUCACUGAAAAUUAUGUCGACCGUCUUUUCUAAAGGUACAUCUCCUGAGCUCUCUCCUGAAGGUCAUUGGUCCAAAAACUUUGCUGCUCUUUCAGUUCAUCGUCGUAAGGACUGGGCAGUGACAAUAAAAGGCUUUAACCGCUUUGUCUGGGACUUUGAGGGAUCUACAAAGGGAAAAAAAGAAAAUGUGUUUGGUACCUAUCAGAGUCAUGGUUCAAUGUUAAUAGCGAACAGCGAAGAAGCAUUGAAGGCUCACGAUAUAAACAAUGGAUGGGAUUGGACAAAAAUACCUGGAGCCACAACGAUGACCCUUACUCUUGCUCAGACAAGGGUGAGCAGAGCAAGAAACUUCAGUCCCAACUCCUUUGCUGGAGGAGUUUCCUACAGAGGAUUAGAGUCUUUAUCCAGUGGACUAUUUGGCAUGGACUUUAACCAACCAAAUUACAGAUUUACUUACGCAGACGAUCCCAAAAUCAAUCUCCACUUUAAGAA